UUUAUGUUUUAUGUGUAAGUGGAAGUGUGUAUACACUGAAGAUAAUUAUUAAGUAAUUGUUUAUAAAAAAAAUAAAUAAUGUUUAAGUAAUUACAGAUUUUUAUCGGACGCUAACAAGUGGAAUUUAUUAUUAAUUAAUAAUUGACAUCAAAACAAUUCAAUAGUACAAUUCAUUAUUAUUAUUUUUAUUAUUAUUAUUAUUAUAUGUAAUAUACUAGUGUGAUAUUUAAAACGUAUUGAAUUGUUGAAUACAAGUAUAUAUAUAAAUAUAUAAAAAGUUAUAGAUUUAUUGUAGUAACAACAAAUAUGGAUAAACGUGAGCCGAGAUUGACUGACGACGAGGAAGAAAAUGAUAAUAUUAUAAUAAAUGAAGUCGAUGGUCUACCAAACUUACAUCCUAACUAUCAACAGCUAGGGCUUGAGCUGGAGGAAAACAGAGAUCGGACGAAUAUAAGGUCUCUUGAUGAAUUGGUACAUGAUGAAGAUUUACCCACGUCGGUUAUUGUAACAAAUGUUGAUCCUCGGGUAUUUAAAUCUAAUGAACUUAAGGCUGAAAUCGAAGAAUUAUUCAAACAAUUUGGUGAGAACGCGACGUUCCAAUAUUUCAAAUCAUUUAGAAGAAUGAGGGUGAAUUAUAAAUCACCUAGUGCUGCUGCUCAUGCUAGGAUACAGCUGCAUCAAGCUAAAUUUGGUGAUACAAAUAUUAAUUGUUAUUUUGCUCAGCCAGUUACGCCAAUAGAUUUGGAGGAUCAACAUCUUCAUCCACCAGCGUUAACAAAACAGUUUUUAAUUUCACCUCCAGCAUCACCACCAGUUGGCUGGGAACCCAGACCUGAAGACGAACCGUUGGUUAAUCAUGAUUUAUUAGCAGCUAUUGCUAAUUUGUCACCAGGUGAAAGCCAUGAAUUACAUCCGGGUGGUUCUGGACAACCAGGAAUAAUAGUACACGUAUGUGAAAACGCAGCAACAAAUCCGCCGAACAGAGCUCCUAUACAACACACACGUUGUCCAGAGCAUUAAAUAAAUAUCAUUGGGUAAAAUGUCGUCCACGAUGGCUAUAAAUUGUUAAAUCCAUCCACGUGAUAUGAAUAUCAUUUUUUUAAAAAUAUCAGGCAUUGGAAUAAUUAACGCGCCACAUUUAAAUGUUAAUUAUUAAAUGCUGACAACAAAUGAAUUCCAUAUGAUAAUUUAUGCUGUCAAAUUCACAAAUAAAAUUUAAAUAAAAAAACAAAAUGGCAACUUGUGUGAGUGGACACCUCUCAGUAUUUACAUAAGAUAAAAAAAUAAACAAAUAUUUAAGAAUAAUAAAAUAAAAUGUCAAUUUAUCUAUAAUCUAUACUUAUUUUUUCUUCGUUUAAAUAUUGCAGUGUCUAAAAAGAAUCUCUCUUAUGCUCAUUAUUAUAAAACUUAUCUUAACGCUAAAGUAACAGUCAAUUUAAUGACUACUGUUCGUAAAUAGGAAUCAAACUUGCAACAAAAUAAUAAUUAAAAUAAUAUAGGCUACGGAUUUUAUUGAUAAAUAAUAAGGAGACCAAAGAUUUAAUAAUGGAGUGAAAAAUAUAAUAAUGCGAUGGUAUUUAAUAUAACGGUUUACUGAUAAAUAAAAAAAUUUUAAAAAUAAAUUAGCAGGAUACUUGAUAAGAUCUUUGAUGUUUUGUGCUAAAGGGCAUUUUCAGCCAGUGCCCCUUCUAAUUUUUCAAAAUAUGCAAUGACUUUAAACUGUAUUAAUUAAUUAAAAAAAAAAUUACAGUUGCUAUCAAUUAGAAGUUAUACGAAAUUUUUUAAAAAUGAAGAUUUUACUAAAAUUUAUUUUACAAAUUUCGUUUUAACUCCCAAUUGAUAUCAAUUGUAAUUUUUUUAAAAUCUACAUCUCAGCAAACUUGUCCUUUUUUUCAGUUAAUGCUUUUAUUUCUUUAAUUAAUUAAUUAAAAAAAAUUCAAUACGCUAAUGACAGUUCAUUUAAAAUUUUUAAAAAGUGGGCAAUGUCUAAGAAUGGCCUCAAUUGAGGGCCAAUUUUUCAACCCAGGUUGAUUUCAAAUCCAGGUUUAAAUUAUUGCUGAUAUAUCUAUUAAUGUCUAUUAAUUAAAAUCCUGUUAAAAAUAAAUCCAGUUUGAAAAACCGGCCCUAAAAUUCUGAUAAAAAAAAAUCAUAAUGUUUUUGGCUGUAAUCAGAAACCCCAAUUAAAGGAAAUUUACUGUUACGCUUUCAAUCUCUAGCUGUAUGUAAAAAUCUACUUAAAAAAAAAAUCAGUUUAAAUUAUGAUUAAAAAAAAAGUAGAAAAAAUUAUCAAGCUUAUGCUCAAGACAUCGAAUUGAAAAGGCUAAUUGUAUUUUAAAAAACAAUGAAAUUAUGCUGGUAUUGCAUAAUUUACUAUAUAUUUAUUGAGAAGAAAUGAUAAAAAUAAUUGAUCCGAGUAUACUGAAAUAUAUGAGAUUUAUGUGUAAUCAAUACAAUUGAUAUCUGUAUAUUCGCUAUAACUACUGCUAUUGAUGAUCUACUCUUAAAAUUAUCAGUGUUGACUGUAUCUUUAAUCUAAACUGAAUCUAAAUACAAAAGAUAAAAUAAUUUAAAAUUUAAAAUAUAAUAGAUAGUUUACAAUCUAUUUAUUUACUUAAAUAGGCAUUGAUGUUAAUGUGAAUUCAAACAAAACAAAUAAAAAUGUGUGAUUUGGAUGUCUGGUACAUCCUGAUAAUUUAAAUAUCUUUGAAAAAUGGAUACACUUGAAAUGUGAAAACAAAAAAAUAAUAAAUUCAUGUAAUCAUAUGUAUGCAUGUGUGAAAUGUGUAAUUACAUAUUUAUGUAAAAACAUGUGAGUUGACAUGAUUAUGUACAAACAAAAAGGCGUCAUAAAUUAUUUAUUCUUGGAACAAAGACGCUGUUUUUAUUUAAAAUAAUAAAUUAUUAAAUUUAUUGUUUUCAAGUCGUUAAGAGCUGAUCCAUUUAUCUGGAUUUAUUGUUAUCAAAAAAAUUAU
Messenger RNA from Microplitis demolitor, 2972 nucleotides. It is a transcript of the gene sra, whose product is annotated as protein sarah. NCBI's taxonomy places the organism in Eukaryota, Metazoa, Arthropoda, Insecta, Hymenoptera, Braconidae. Gene Ontology annotation, biological process: calcium-mediated signaling. The record is from RefSeq and is a predicted model, not a curated record. The coding region runs from base 307 to 1020 and encodes 237 amino acids. Gene Ontology annotation, molecular function: nucleic acid binding; calcium-dependent protein serine/threonine phosphatase regulator activity. Gene Ontology annotation, cellular component: nucleus; cytoplasm. The transcript has 5 exons.